Molecule: messenger RNA, 781 nt
Organism: Fusarium verticillioides 7600
Lineage: Eukaryota; Fungi; Ascomycota; Sordariomycetes; Hypocreales; Nectriaceae
Product: cytochrome c oxidase assembly protein subunit 17
Exons: 3
Coding region: 326-556 (76 amino acids)
Biological process (GO): mitochondrial respiratory chain complex IV assembly
Cellular component (GO): mitochondrial intermembrane space
Molecular function (GO): copper chaperone activity; copper ion binding
Source: RefSeq, a predicted model, not a curated record
CUGAGGAGUUAGAACUGCGAUAUGGAGCUGGAUAUGUUUGUACCCAAGUCUAAUUCAGAACACUCAUAGCGAUGGAGGCCUCUACCUCACUGCAUUACUUUUGUGAUUGCAAAGAAAUGACGUCAGAUGGGAAGCGCGAAGUCCUCGCGACUCCACGUGAGCCGGAAGAAAUGAUUGGUCAGCGGCCUAGACAGAGCUUAGAAAUCUGACUCCCCUGGCGCAUUUCGCCAUUGGAAACGGAUGACCGAAUUCAGGUCAAUUUAGCCGACGAUCUAUUUUCUUGACUUGAUAAUUCACAACCACGAAUUAAAAUCACCUAGACACGAUGGACGCAGCUCAAACAACAAUCUCUUCGCCCGUGAGCGCCGCCGCAAAUGUUGCGUCCCCUUCCACCACAGCUGCUAGCAAGCCCAAGCCCUGCUGUGUGUGCAAGGACGAGAAGGCCAAGCGUGAUGAGUGUAUGCUCUUCUCCAACGCAAAUGAUCCUGCCGCAGACUGCAAAUCCCUGAUCGACCAGUACCGAUCAUGCAUGUCGGGAUUUGGGUACCAGGUGUAAAAGAUUCACAGCUUCACACGAUGGAAUGACUUCGGCCAUGGAAUAUAGCCGUGUAUAACAGAUCGAUAAAUGUAGAAUAAAGGGCAAUCCAUGCAUGUUCCCCUCCGGAGAAUAUGGUAAACAUUGAUGGUCAGCAGUGGCGUGAUAUGUCCAUUUAACUAGUAAGCGAUGCACAUUCGCAAAGACUUGUCCUUGAGGGUCUCCGCGUCAAUGAGAGUAGCGCAA